GAAAUUGUAAUUUUCCGUCUUAAAUGCGUGAAAUGUAAUCGGUCGACAUAUUGCAAAAGCCCAGUGUCUUAUAAGCACUCGUAACUGGUUUGGACAAGGUAUUUUGUAUUUUGAGCAUUGUAUUAUAAUCGUGGGGCAUUGAAACAAAGCCAUGUCUUCGUCAGCUAGUGAUAUCAAUGAAAAACAUAUUGCCGACGAUUUCGUAAUAUACGUUAAUGGUAAAAAGUUUACAGAUAGUCACGUGGAACCGGAAACAACAUUACUGAACUAUAUCAGAAAGAAACUAAGAUUGACAGGGAGUAAAUUGUCUUGUGGUGAAGGAGGAUGUGGAGCUUGUACUGUAAUGCUGUCAAAAUAUGACCACGUGGACAAGAAGAUAUCUCACUAUGCUAUUAAUGCAUGUUAUACCCCUGUAUGCUCUGUACAUGGAAUGGCUAUCACAACAGUGGAAGGAAUUGGAUCAUCAACAAAGUUACACCCAGUACAGGAACGACUUGUCAAGGCCUUUGGUUUGCAGUGUGGGUUUUGUUCGCCAGGCAUGGUAAUGUCAAUGUACACUUUAUUACGUAAUAAUCCAGAGCCAACCGAGCUGCAGAUAGAAGACUGCCUUGGAGGCAACCUAUGUCGAUGCACUGGAUAUCGACCUAUUUUGGAAGGGUUUAAGACUUUUGCUAAGAAUGGUUGUUGUGGAAACCCAUCUAUCUGCAAUGACAGUCAAGAUGACAAGAAUGUUUUGAACCAUUUAUUUGCACCCAGUGACUGCACACCUUACGACCCGUCCCAAGAAUUGAUAUUUCCACCCGAGUUGCAGACAACUGAUGAAUUCCACACUAAGAAGGUGCUGUUUGUUGGAGAAUCAGUGGAUUGGAUUCGACCAACCUCCUUGGAAGAACUUCUUAGAUUGAAGACUGAAUUUCCUGCGGCUAAAUUGGUGGUUGGCAAUGCUGAAGUUGGAUUUGAACCAAGACAAAAUAAUGUGAAAACUACUUUGAUAUCAGCAACACACGUACCAGAGUUAAACCAGAUUGAUAUCACAGACUCUGGCAUCACAUUUGGUUCUUCUGUCACCAUGAGUCGUAUGUACGAUGUUCUCAAAAAAACAUCAGAUGAAUUGCCAAAAAUCAGAACAGCGAUCUUUACAUCUUUGAUGAAUAUGCUGGAACUUAUCGGUGACCAACAACUGAGAAAUGUAGCAGGUAUUGGUAGCCAUAUAAUGAGUGCAAGUCCUUUAUCUGAUAUCAAUCCAAUGUUGAUGGCUGCUGAGGCCACUCUUAUUAUUGUUUCUCACAAAGAUGGCACGAGAACCAUACCCCUGGAUUCAAGGUUUUUUACUGCAUUUAGGAAUACUUGUCUGAGAGCAGACGAUGUUUUAGUAAGCGUGACGAUUCCGUGUUCGCAAAAGGGUGAAUAUUUUAGAGGGUACAAAGUGAAAAAUCAAGUUCAUCGUCGAGACAAAGACGUUGCCAUGAUUAGUGCUGGAAUGAAAGUUUUAUUCGAAGACAAAAGUGAUGUUAUCAAGGGCAUUAACCUCUCUUUCGGUGGAACUGGGCCAACUGUCAUUAUGGCUACCGACAUUACGGAGCGAAUUCAAGGAAGGAAAUGGGAUGAUCAUCUUCUCAGAGAUGUUCAACACAUGUUGUUAGAAAGACUGAAACUUGCAACAGAAGGUGGUUUUCUGGAAUAUCGAAAGAAUCUGUUGCAGAGUUUCUUCUUCCAAUUUUAUCUGCAUGUGCAGAAUGGUCUUAGUCAAGAACUAGCUAACACUGUUGCAGCCUUGUCGUCAUCAUAUAAAUCAGCUUUAACCCCACUUGAGAUGCUACCUUACAGCAGUACACAGAUGUUUCAGGAUGUACCAAGUGGACAAUCAGUGGAUGAUCCAGUCGGUCGACCAAUUAUGAAUGAAUCAAGUUUACAGUUAGCCACUGGGGAAGCUAUCUUUUUAGAUGAUAUUACGCUCGAAGAAGGUGAAUUACAUUUUGCACUUGUAACAAGCAAGCGUGCACAUGCUAAAAUAAUAUCCAUCGACGCAUCAGACGCCACGUCACUCGUAGGUGUACGCUGUUUUGUUGGAGCAUCUGAUGUUCCUGGACGAAGUGCAUGGAGUGUAGCGAACCCAGAUUUACUGGAUGAAGUUAUUUUUGCUUCAGAUGAAGUUUUGUGUGUCGGUCAAGUUAUUGGUGGAAUUGUUGCAGACACACCACAGUUGGCACGUAAAGCAGCAACAUUAGUUAAAGUCGAAUAUGAAGAACUGGAACACAUUCUUACUGUUGACGAAGCCAUUGACAAAGAAUCAUUUAUGCACCCAAUACGAUGUUUAGAAGAUGGAGACGUGAACGGGGAAUUCAAAAAAUCAGAUUUUGUGGUAGAGGGCGAAGUUCGUGUGGGUGGUCAGUAUCAUUACUAUAUGGAGACCCAGUGUUGUAUCGCACAGCCAAAAGAGCGUGGUGAAAUGAUCGUGACUGUGUCAUCGCAGUCACUAACAAGUUUACAGGUAAAUGUAGCAGCAGCUCUUGGUAUUCCAGUAAAUAAAGUGACAUGUAAGAUACGGCGUGUUGGAGGAGGAUUUGGUGGUAAAGACACUAGCACAGUCAAUUUCGCAAUGGCAUGUGCUGUCGCCGCAAAAAAGGUUGGAAAAACAGUUCGUCUUGUCAUCGGGCGUGAUUUGGACAUGCAAACUGUUGGACUGAGGCAUCCAUUAGUCGGCAGGUAUAAAGUCGGCUUCAACAAAGACGGCAAGCUGCGUGCACUCGAAAGCGAAAUUUUCUUCAAUGCAGGCUACUCCUAUGACUUAUCAAUGUUGAUACUAGAAGUCGGGAUGCAUCAAUUACAUAAUGCCUAUAUGAUUCCUGCAUACAAACUAACUGGAAAGCUCUGUAGAACAAAUCUUCAAUCUAACACAUCAAUGAGAGGAAUUGGAACGUUACAAUCUAUGGCAUUUAUUGAAACAGUUAUGGAUACCGUGGCAACAAAGUGUGGCGUAUCUCCAGUGAAGGUCAGAGAGAUAAACUUGUACAAGGUUGGCGAUACAGACCACUUUUAUCAAGACAUGCCAGAUGUGAUGAAUCUAAAACGAUGUUGGGAUGAGUGUCUUGUGAAAAGUGAUUUUCACAAACGUAGACAAGAAACGGAUCAGUUCAACAGAGAAAAUCGUUGGAAAAAAAGAGGACUCGCUAUCGUUCCUAUCAAACGAAUGACUGGCAUUCCGAUUCCUUUUAUGAAUCAGGGCGCUGCAUUGGUGCAUAUAUAUCUAGAUGGUUCAGUGUUACUUACCCAUGGUGGUAUAGAGAUAGGUCAAGGGUUACAUACCAAGACGAUACAGAUUGCAAGUCGUGUUCUGCGUAUAUCUUCUGAACGUAUACAUAUCAGUGAGACCAGUACCGAUAAGGUACCGAAUGCAGUCCUAACUGCUGGUUCAUCUGCAACUGAUCUCUUUGGCAGUGCUGUGAAGGUUGCUUGUGAGACAUUGAUGGAUCGCCUGGAACCAUUCAUGAAAGAAAAUCCUAAAGGCUCGUGGGAACAAUGGGUUGGUGCAGCCUAUUUCAACAGAGUGAGCUUAUCAACUACCGGAUUCUACAAAUAUCCAGGAGAAAUAGGUUUCAAUUGGGAAGAUCACCGCGCAAGUCGGCUGGCGUACAACUUUAUGUAUGGGGCUGCUUGCUGUGACGUUGAAAUCGAUUGCUUAACUGGUGAUCAUCAAAUGAGACGAGUUGAUAUUGUUAUGGAUGUCGGGAAAAGUUUAAAUCCAGCACUGGAUAUUGGACAGAUUGAAGGUGCUUUCAUGCAAGGAUAUGGUUUAUUUGUUGUGGAAGAAUUGCGAUAUUCACAAAAAGGCGAACUACUGACCAGGGGACCGGGAAUGUAUAAAAUACCAUGUGUCAGUGAUAUACCAAGACAAUUCAAUGUGCAUUUGUUGAAAGGAGCUACGAAUCCAAACGGUAUCUAUUCUGCCAAGGCAAUUGGAGAACCACCAUGCUUACUUGGAGUAUCUGCACUGGUUGCCAUCAGAGAUGCUAUAUCUUCAGCUAGAUCAGAUGUUGGUCUCCAUGGCAACUUCAAGCUGGACUGCCCAUCAACACCUGAAAGAAUCCGCCAUGCCUGCAGUGAUGAUUUCCCCAAACCUGCCAAACAGGUAAUUGAUGACUACUUCGUCAGGCCGUAGAUGUCCCCUUGCAUUCAUCGCGGGAAUGAAUCUAUGAAAAAAACACCAUAGUUAAAAUUUAUUUUGAAAGGUUUUUUUUUUACUUCCAGAUCUGGGGCUGGGAAU
Molecule: messenger RNA, 4264 nt
Organism: Saccoglossus kowalevskii
Lineage: Eukaryota; Metazoa; Hemichordata; Enteropneusta; Harrimaniidae
Product: xanthine dehydrogenase/oxidase-like
Molecular function (GO): FAD binding; 2 iron, 2 sulfur cluster binding; iron ion binding
Source: RefSeq, a predicted model, not a curated record